Molecule: messenger RNA, 3157 nt
Organism: Mustela erminea (ermine)
Lineage: Eukaryota; Metazoa; Chordata; Mammalia; Carnivora; Mustelidae
Gene: GPT
Product: glutamic--pyruvic transaminase
Exons: 12
Coding region: 1513-2967 (484 amino acids)
Biological process (GO): biosynthetic process
Molecular function (GO): pyridoxal phosphate binding; L-alanine:2-oxoglutarate transaminase activity
Source: RefSeq, a predicted model, not a curated record
UGCUUGGGGCUGCCUGGCCCUGCGUAGGAGUGAGGCCCACGGCCGCUGGGCGGGAAGCCUGGCCUGGCCUGUGCCCUGCCUCCCUGCCUUCCCAGCCUCCUGGAGACUCCUCUGUAACUCUUUCCUUUCCUGAGAGCAGCGGGGGCUGCGGAAGGACAUUCCUUGGGGCUCAGGCCUGGGGGUAUCCAUGGCAGAGGAGCAGGGAGCCUGGCGUGGAAGGGGAGGGGCCUUCCCACAAGACUCUCAAGCCACAGAGGGGAGAAUCCGAAUGAAGGCUGGAGUCAGAAACCUCCCUGGGGGAGGAGUCCCCCCGCUCCUGGCACGUAGCCCUGAUCCUGGGGCCUGGCUGCCAGGCUCCGCCUGGGCUGGCAAAGGGGACCAGAGGUUGGCUGCCCAGAUCCUGAGCUGGCUGGGCACAAUGUGUCAGAGUGACGGGGGCCCCUUAGGGGCCUCAGGUGGGAGGGCCGAGGGUGCUGUUAGCUUGCGUGUCAGUGGUGGGCAGCCCUGCAUGGCCGCCAGUGCCGGGUCACCUUCUCCUCGCCCAUGGGAUGGGUCAGCCGCAUGUGUGCAGGGCCCAUCCUUCUCGGAGCAUCACUGCUUGGAGGGGUGUCCUCAGCAGAGCUGGGGAGCCAGGGCCUAGGCUGCAGGUUAAAUUGGGUGUGGGGGGCAACGCAGCUUCCAGUGUCCACCUGCGAAUAGCUGCCUGCGCUGGGCCGGGGCUGCCUCUGCCUGGGGCUGGGAUCCUAUUAACGUGCUCUGGUCUGAGGGCCCAGGGGGUAGGGGUAGGGGCAAAAGAUGGCCCAGAGCCGAAAGGUGUGAGGGGAGACCGAGGCUGGCUGCCUGGGGCUCCUGCUCUUUCCUUGCUGGCCAGCAAGGGCAGAGGAGCCCAGGCUGGCGUCAGGCCCGGCCAGCUGCCCACGGCCUCUCUCAGAGGGCUGGCUCCUUGACCUUCCGCUCCGAAUCAGAUGCGGCAGCUGGGGUAGCCACCCCUGGGCAUGGCCUAUCCACGCCCUUCAGGGCCUGGGGAGGCGGGGCCCUGAUGGCCUAUCACAGCUUGCUUCCCACUAUCUCUGCCAAUCAGGAGCAACAGGGAGGGGGAGCUUAGGUCACCCUGCCAGUGGUGUGGCCCCAAGGGCAGCUCCGGGCUGGGGCAUGGUGAAAGGGCACAACCGCAGCCCAGAGGAGCCCAGUGUCCGCGGGCCCAGAGUCGCCCCACCCUGUCGCCCAACAUCCCAACCCAGAGACCCGGGCCGCCUCCAGCUGCAGAGCUGGGACCAAGGUCCAACCCCAGGGCUCGUGGAGCCUGCGGGCCAUGGUUGCCAGCCCAGGAGGGGCCAGCCGGAUGGAAGCCCACAUCGGAGCUUCCGCUCCCCUCCCCCAAGAACACCAGGAUUCUAUAGAGGCCCCACUCAGUUACCUGGGAGACAGGCCUGCUGGCCCAAGCAAAGAUGGGGGGCCUGAGAGGGCUAGGACUUGGCAGAGCCCUGCUGGGGUGACCACAGCCGGGUCGCAAUGCACGGGCUGAAGGAGAAGGUGCUGACGCUGGACACCAUGAACCCGUGUGUUCGGAGGGUGGAGUACGCGGUGCGCGGGCCCAUUGUGCUGCGCGCCCUCGAGCUGGAGCAGGAACUGCGCCAGGGGGUAAAGAAGCCCUUCACAGAGGUCGUCCGCGCCAACAUCGGGGACGCGCAGGCCAUGGGGCAGAAGCCCAUCACCUUCCUGCGUCAGGUCCUGGCCCUCUGUGUGCACCCCGAUCUCCUGAACAGCCCUGACUUCCCUGAGGACGCCAGGAGGAGGGCUGAGCGCAUCUUGCAGGCAUGUGGGGGACACAGCCUGGGGGCCUACAGCGUCAGCUCGGGUAUCCAGCUGAUCCGGGAAGACGCCGCCCGGUACAUUGAGCGGCGCGACGGAGGCAUCCCCGCAGACCCCAACAACAUCUUCCUGUCCACCGGGGCCAGCGACGCCAUCGUGACGGUGCUGAAGCUGCUGGUGGCGGGGGAGGGCCCCACCCGCACAGGCGUGCUCAUCCCCAUCCCGCAGUACCCGCUGUACUCGGCCGCGCUGGCCGAGCUCGACGCUGUGCAGGUGGACUACUACUUGGAUGAGGAGCGCGCUUGGGCCCUCGACGUGGCCGAGCUGCGGCGCGCCCUGUGCCAGGCGCGUGGCCACUGCUGCCCACGCGCACUCUGCAUUAUCAACCCCGGCAACCCCACUGGACAGGUACAAGCCCGCGAGUGCAUCGAGGCCGUGAUUCGCUUUGCCUUUGAGGAGCGCCUCUUCCUGAUGGCUGAUGAGGUGUAUCAGGACAAUGUGUAUGCGGAGGGCUCGAGGUUCCACUCGUUCAAGAAGGUGCUCGUGGAGAUGGGGCCGCCCUACGCGACGCAGCAGGAGCUUGCCUCCUUCCACUCGGUCUCCAAGGGCUACAUGGGCGAGUGCGGGUUCCGCGGUGGCUACGUGGAGGUGGUGAACAUGGACCCCGCGGUGCAGCAGCAGAUGCAGAAGCUGAUGAGCGUCCGGCUGUGCCCGCCGGUGCCGGGCCAGGCCCUGCUGCACACGGUGGUCAGCCCACCCACACCCUCCGACCCCUCCUUCGCGCAGUUCCAGGCGGAGAGGCAGGCGGUGCUGGCCGAGCUGGCGGCGAAGGCGAAGCUCACGGAGCAGGUGUUCAACGAGGCCCCCGGUAUCCGCUGCAACCCGGUGCAGGGCGCCAUGUACGCCUUCCCUCGCGUGCAGCUGCCCCCGCGCGCCGUGCAGCGCGCUCAGGAGCUGGGCCUGGCUCCCGACAUGUUCUUCUGCAUGCGCCUUCUGGAGGAGACCGGCAUCUGCGUGGUGCCCGGGAGUGGCUUCGGGCAGCGGGAAGGCACCUACCACUUCCGGAUGACCAUUCUGCCCCCCAUGGAGAAGCUGCGGCCUUUGCUGGAGAAGCUGAGCCAGUUCCACGCCAAGUUCACCCGAGAAUACUCCUGAGCCCCGCCCCCGUUUGGGCCCAGGCUGGGCCGCGGCCCUGGACACCAUGGCCAAGGUCCUCCCUGGGGGUCUCUGGAGCCCUCUGGACUUGCUCCCGCUACCUGAGGGGCUGGGCCCCUGCCUUUCUGCAGACCCUUAAUAAAGCUGAAGCAGCCUGACUACCUGGAGGCCGGCUGUGUGCACACCCGUA